AAUUCCUCAACAAGAAAAGAAUCAACCAAAAAAGAGCGCUCCAACAAUGGCGAAUCAGUCGCCGGAAUUCGCCGGAGAUGCAACUCUCGACGGCCACCCUCAUAUUUCCCUAAUCAACGCCUUCUGCGAGAUCACCGCCUGCCCUUCCAAAUCCGAAGCCCUAUUUUUCCUCGAAUCGCACAAUUUCGAAGUGGACGCCGCGGUCUCCACCUACCUAGACGACGCCAACCCCGUCGAGCCUUAUUCACCUUCGGAGUCGCUGUCGCCGUCUCCUUCCCGGUCGCGAUCCCCAUCUCCGCCGCCUGCUUCCCGCUCCGCCGCUAAAAGUGGCGUUGGAGUUGGUAGUUCCGCUGCUGGAGGCGCUGGCGCUGGCGCUGGCGGCCGAAUUAGGACUCUCGCUGAUCUCAAUAAGAAUCCUACAAAUGAGGAGUCUGAUAGUGAUCCUGAUUUUGAUCCUCAGGAAUACUACACUGGCGGAGAAAAGAGUGGAAUGCUUGUUCGUGGUCCACCUAAGCCGAAUGAUGUGGAUGCCAUAUUCAAUCAAGCAAGACAGUCAGGAGGUGUAGAAGCAGCAGCUGAACAUAUCUUGCCUUCUUUGAGCUCAAGAAGCUUUGCUGGGACGGGAAGGUUACUCUCCGGGGAGGUUUCUUCUGCUACCCCUGAGCCUAGCCUGCCUCAAACUGUUGUUACCCACAACAUCACUUUUUGGAGAAAUGGAUUCACAAUUGAUGAUGGGCCUCUGAGGAGGUUUGAUGACCCUGCAAACGCCUCCUUCUUAGAGAGCAUUGCAAAGUCCGAGUGCCCAAGGGAGCUUGCACCGGCAGAUAAGAGGAAUGCUGUUCAUGCUAAUCUUACAAGGAGGGAGGAAGACUACAAGGAGCCACCAAAAAAGAGUCUUCCCUUCCAAGGAGUUGGAAGAACUCUAGGUGGCACCAGUGACACAGCAGCGCCAAUGGAAGCGAGCAGCAUUCAUACUGUGCUGACUGCUGCUCCCACACCAUCCCCUGGUCUGGUUGUUGAUCAGGCGCAGCCUUCCACAUCUAUCCAGCUGAGGCUGGCAGAUGGGACACGCAUGGUUUCACGCUUCAACAACCACCACACGAUCAGAGAUAUCCGAGGCUUCAUUGAUGCAUCGCGGCCUGAUGGACCAAGGACUUAUCAGCUGCAAUCCAUGGGUUUCCCUCCCAAACAGCUCAUUGAUCUGGACCAGACGAUAGACGAAACCGGAAUUGCAAAUUCGGUUGUGAUCCAGAAACUAUAGCCGGUAAUUAUUUGGUAAUUAUUUGGGUAUAUUAUGUGAGAAACUGAUGAAGUCUUAUAUUUUGUUGAAAACCAAUUACUCUACAUCUUGAUUAGCCCUCUAUAUUCCCACUGGUUUCAGUUUUA
Messenger RNA from Salvia hispanica, 1386 nucleotides. Its product is annotated as plant UBX domain-containing protein 4-like. NCBI's taxonomy places the organism in Eukaryota, Viridiplantae, Streptophyta, Magnoliopsida, Lamiales, Lamiaceae. Gene Ontology annotation, molecular function: ubiquitin binding. Gene Ontology annotation, cellular component: nucleus; cytosol. The record is from RefSeq and is a predicted model, not a curated record. Gene Ontology annotation, biological process: nuclear membrane reassembly; membrane fusion; autophagosome assembly.